AUGGGAAAAGACAAGCACGUUUCAGGAAAUCUUGAGCCUUCAAUUCUUCCAAGACAGAAAAGUUCUUCUGCGUCUAUUAUAAAGAAUCCCUUGUCGACGUGCUCUUCUAAGGAUUGCAUCACGCCAACUCCAGAUGGAAAGAGGGCAUCCUUGAGCGCCAAUCCCAACGAAAUCGCACUUCCUCAGUUGCCUCGCAGACAGACCGUCUCACAUCUCGAUCUCUCCUCGAGACCCACUUCAGCCGAUCAAUGUCAUUAUAGGAGUUAUCCGCGGGUGGCAGGUUUUUCUGAAAAAGCAGUUGAGCUUCCUUUUCGGUGCACCGAGGAGCAAUUUCUGGAGACGAUUUUACACAGAUUCCCACAAGGAGUCUGCUGGUAUAUAAACAAUGGCCGGCUGUUCUUUGUGAAUCCAUUCAGUGACAUAUCCUCUUCGAAAAGAAGAUCAAGCCCGGCUAUUUCAACUAUCUCUCUAUCUCUUCUCAAGCAAAGAAAUGCUGCGCUCAUAAUGAGAGGCAUUUCGGGCUCCGGGAAAUCGCAAAUUGCCGAACUUGUUUCCCUCGAUAUCGCUCACCGACUCUGUCGUCGAGAAAACGCAUUUGCUAAGCUUCAAGCUGCCUUUAUCGCUCUUCGUCCCUUUAUUACAGUAAACAACAAGCACAACAAUCAAUCCUCCAGUGCAGUUGCUCAUAUGGAGUUCUGUAUCCGACGUGGCCGUCUUGUGUGUGUUAAGCUCAACCACUUCAUGGUGGAUUCACCAAGCCGAGGGUGCAGGGCAAAUAUUUUUGCUAUGCUCGCCAAUGAUUUGGAUGAGCAUGAUAAGGAAAAGUACCGUAUAUCCGGCUUCCGUUUGAAGGAUAACCACCAAGGUUUUGGCAACGUUGUGGACCUCAGCGCAGCUCUUACUCAACUUGAAAUUUUUCCUGAAGAUGUUUUCAAGGUGGUUUCUGCUUGCAUCCUUCUAAACAAUCUGUCAUUUAAAGAAAUCAACGAUUCUGUUGAUAUCGAAAAUCUAAGCGGUUAGUC
Molecule: messenger RNA, 1022 nt
Organism: Strongylus vulgaris
Lineage: Eukaryota; Metazoa; Nematoda; Chromadorea; Rhabditida; Strongylidae
Source: the annotation of a GenBank genome assembly